Zophobas morio is the source of this 5805-nucleotide messenger RNA. RefSeq names its product sushi, von Willebrand factor type A, EGF and pentraxin domain-containing protein 1 (gene Hasp). Gene Ontology annotation, molecular function: peptidase inhibitor activity; protein binding. The transcript has 19 exons. The record is from RefSeq and is a predicted model, not a curated record. Lineage: Eukaryota; Metazoa; Arthropoda; Insecta; Coleoptera; Tenebrionidae. Gene Ontology annotation, cellular component: extracellular region. The coding region runs from base 45 to 5381 and encodes 1778 amino acids.
UAAUCAAACGCAAACUUACAAAAUUCUUAACUAAGUUUACAACCAUGUGUGCUAAAACAGUAUUAUCGUUAAUUGUUAACGUUUUAACCAUCAGUGCGUCAUCAAUCAAUCUCAAAACCGGCGUAACUUUUAAAAAUGUAACAGUCACCAGUCACAUCUACAACGACAAAUCCGUCACAAUAUUUGUUCCUGAAGUCGCCAAUCUACGAAAUAUCCUCCCACACAAAUCCAUUUACGCAAUAUUUAUAAAAAAAGGAGACCCAAUCCCCGUGGUUUACGAAAACGCAGUAACCGACUUUGACAGUUUGUUCAUUCUGGAGCUACAGGACCACCAAAUCGAAGACAUACGUCCAGGAGCUUUAAAAAAUUUGCCCCGGAUGAAGGAGCUGAUUCUAGACCGGAACAAACUAACAAAAAUCAAGGAUGGAGUUUUCGUGGAUUUAAAUGUGACGUAUCUUUCUCUGGAUGGUAACAACAUCGACUACAUCUCUCCCACUGCUUUCGAUGGUUUGAAGAAUUUGGACGUUUUGAGUUUGCGUAACAAUAGUAUCAAGGAAUUUAACCCGAGGUGGUUUAAAAAUAAACAAAUGCGCAUUGUGAGGCUUCAGCAUAAUUUCAUCGAACAUAUUCCAGAUGGUGGUUUGGAAAAUAUUUACGGUGGUUUGCAGCUGGGUUAUAAUAGAAUUAAAAGAAUUUCGGGCGCCAUGUUUGGGGAUUCUGGGUUGGGAGCUUUGAGUUUGGGAAACAAUGAAAUAAGUGGGUGGGAUGAAGAAGAUUUUGACAACGUUGUUGCAGAGGAUUUUGAAAUUGCUAAUAAUAAACUGGAGUGUUUAAAUGGGAGUCUUAGUCGUUUGUUGACUGCGCAGAGAAAUUAUCUUUCUGGAAAUCCAUGGAAGUGUGAAUGUUAUUCUAAAAUACAAGAGUGGAUUUCGUCUCAUAGUACAAGAGGUGUUAAAGUUUACGUGUCACCUGCACCUUCUCAAUUGUUGUCGAUGCGGUUAGAGCGAUCGGUCACGAUCAGCACAACCCCGAACCCCGACGACGACGAUGAUGAAUGGGAUGACGAUGAUUCGUCAGAAGUUGAGGAUGAUGGGAAAAUUUAUAAGAACCCGAGAAACUCCCCGUCGACGUUGUGCCCGAGGGAUGAUGCACAGGCCACGCAGUUGGGCCAUAGAUGUCUGCGGAAGUGCUCGUCAGACGAAGACUGCAAAAGUAAGAAGAAGAAGUGCCUUUGUGACGGAGCGUGCGGAAUGUCUUGCAUUAAGCCUGAUAGGGAAUGUCCAGAACCCGAGCAAAUCCCCUUUGGUAGCGUUACGUACACGGAAAGAGUGUUUGGAGCCAAAGCGACCUAUUCAUGUCAACACGGUUAUCAUGUCGUCGGAUUACAAAGUCGAACGUGUCAAGCUGACGGAAAAUGGGCAGGAUCGGCGCCUGUUUGCAAGCAAAACAUUUACUGCCUGUCACCCCCGACAAUUGAUCACGCCCGACACAAUGCCCUUCCGGAACAAACCACCUUCGACCUCGACUCGACUCUGCAGUACUACUGCCACAACGGCUACGUGACGAACGGUUUCCCCAGGGCCAAAUGUCUGGCUAUCGACGGUCAAGCCUCCUGGUACGGCCCAGACAUUUCCUGCGAACCGAAUUCCUGCGGCGCUCCGACCGACAUAUCCCACGGAUGGCACGCCGGCGAAUGUUACACAUACGGAUGCCGUAUAACUUACCACUGCGCCGAAGGAUAUGAACUCGUCGGGAAAAACGAGCGAUUGUGUCAGGCUGACGGCACCUGGACUCCCAAGGAAUUGCCUACUUGUGUUCUGGUUACAGCGGUUCAGUGCAGCCCCCCUGAGAACCCUCGCCAUGGCAAGGCCAUCUACACUUCCUGCAGCUACAACUCGGUGGUCAGCUACGAGUGCAAGUACGGCUACACCCUCAUGGGCGAGAGCACCCGCAGAUGCGGCGCCGACCGGAAGUGGUCCGGCGCUCAGCCCAUUUGCAAAGAGAUUAACUGUGGACAUCCCGGGCGGCUGUGGAACGGCUGGCUGGAGAACAUUGAAGGGGGCACCGGGUUGGGUGCUUCCAUCAUUUUCCGGUGCCACGAGGGGAUGUUGCUCGUGGGCAACACGUCGACGGUGUGCCAGAUCGACGGCAAGUGGAGGUACCCGCUGCCGAAGUGUUUGGCACCUUGCGUAGUACCACAUGUUAGUCAAGGACAAGUCAUUCUAUUGUCAAGAAAUGAUACAGCGAUGACAUCCACUGUAGUACAACACGGAGAAGAACUUGAAGUACACUGCGAACAACAGUACGAAUUCCUAGCAAGCAUGUCACCAGUUUCUUGUAACAAUGGUACAUGGACUCAGAUUCCGAAGUGUGAACCUGCAAGAUGCAAGCAUCUACCAAGACCACCUAAAAAUGGAAUGGUAAUUGCCCCGAAAAUGGACCACAGCAUGAAGGCAAGGUUCAAGUGCAAAGACGGAUUCCAGAUUAAAGGUCAUCCGUUGGUAGAGUGCUCUUUUGGCAACUGGACUGGAGAAAUACCUAAAUGUGAGGAAGUUUAUUGCCCAUAUCCAGGCUCAGUUUCCAACGGUAAAAUUCUAUUAGUCGGCAAUAUGGGUCUCUACGACUACCGCCCCUACGUUCGAAAAGUCACCAACAACAAACAAAUCAUGUACGAUUGUGACAAAGGCUACGUGUUAGCGGAAGGUCCGCCUGGUGCGACUUGCGUCGGAGGCAAUUGGAGCCCCUCUCAACUACCCAAAUGUCUUCUGGGACAGCAUCCGAGGCUGCGAUGGAACAGACGGAGACGAUCAAUAGUAAUGGAGAAGUAUAAACGAGCUUUCAUUCGACAUCAUAAGCUGAUUUACGGAAAGAGGGAGAAAAGAUACGUCCAUAAUUAUAUUAACACGCAUUUGAAAGAGGACCAAAGUGUUGUGAGGGAGCUUAACCGCCAACAAGCUUUGAGACGGUUCAAGCGCGGACUCAAAGGUGGCAGCAGCAGUCGGGCUUUCGGAACUUCGCACAAAAGCUCCAAUUCGCAGCUGAGUUUGCGAAGAGGUAACAAAAAUAGGUUCAAUUAUGAAGAGGAAGACACGAAACACGAAGAAAUGGCCAUUAAAAAGACCAAACAUAAGGUUAGAGGACCUUGCGAGCCGCUGUCCAGCGAACCUUACGUUAACAUUGAAAUAGUGAAACACGGAAGGGACGCUAACGUGACUUUCAGUUCAGGGACUGUAGUAAAAAUGGCUUGUGGAAAAGGGUAUGGGUUGAAUAUGGCAGAAAAUCGGACUGCGAAGUGUGUCAGAGGACGAUGGAGGCCUAUGAAACCCGUCUGUUCGAUCUUACCAUGCUUCGUUCCUCCAACGGAAAACGGGAUCUUCAAGCUCUCAAAGGCAGAUUUGUUGUCUGUCAACACCACGAUAGAUCCUGAUGAACCCCUCAAUGAAACCAUGGAAAUUGAUAAUGGGCAAGUGGUGGAGUUUAGUUGUGUGGAAGGUUACAAUAUACAGGGUCCACGAAACCUGAGGUGUUGGCAUGGUGAAUGGACCGUUACUAGUCUUCCAGAGUGCGCAGCUUCCCCCUGUCAGUUACCAUCGAUUUCAAAUGGGCAGUACCUGAUGGGCUACAGAGCUGGUCUAACUAUCGCUAAUGGUUCUAGUGUGACUUUCCAGUGUGAUACUGACUACAGUCAAUCUACUGCGCAGCCCAUUCAAUGCAUUUUGGGUGAACUAUUUCCUAAAGUUCCUUCGUGUAAGCUGGAUGCUGGAGUCGAUUUAAGCGCUAAGGCUAUAGAUUCGCCCCAUUUUAUUGGUGGUGCCGAUAUUAUCAAAGGUGGUGAUAUCACUGUCAUACAGUAUGGGUCUCCGUCGAAAGCUUGUGGUCCUCCAGCCAAGGUUCAAGGCUCUCUCGUGUACAAAAAUGGCGAACCAAUAGUAGACGACGAAAACAACUUCCCCGACGGAACAGAAGUGACAUUUAACUGCAUCGAAACCAUCAUGGGCGAAAAAACCACAUGGAAAAUAGUCUGCGAGGAUGGCAGUUGGAUCGGAAGAUCAUUAAACUGCGAUACAGAAGAACUACUAGCCAACCAGAUGAUGAACAACAACAACACUUGCAUCUUCAGAAACCAAGAACCUAGCGUGAUUUCGUUCUACAACGACCAGCAAAUACGGGAAGAGGUUGUAGAAUUUCCUUCUGGAGCUUUGAUUGUGAGCAGAUGCGUCGAUAUCGGAAAGUAUGCCAUGACGGGUUCCAAUAGGAGGAGAUGUGUGGGUGGGGAGUGGGACGGAACAAAACCGGCUUGUUUUGGCCUAAACCAAGAGAACGACUACUCUAUGGAAAAACCCCCGACUAUAUUGUUUAGGCAUCAGCUGGGUCCUAUUGCUCAGUCUAACGACGGAAAGUUGAUCGUUUACCCUGGGACUAUCUUGCAUAUGGAGUGUUUGUGGAUUAGGAGAUUCGGGAACCCGAAAUGGACCGUUAGUCACGAUUAUAGAAAAUAUCCGGAAGGGUGGACCACAGAUCCCGGUCGUGACUCCCAACUCGAAUACAGACUGUCUAUUUUCCACGCUUCUAAAGACGACUCCGGACUCUUCACUUGCGUCACCCCGGCCCGACACACCCACUCCGUGGAAAUAGAAGUGAAAGCCGUGCACUGUCCCAUCGUGCCCCAGCGUCGCGGCCUCACCGUCAACACCCAGAACACCAAAAUGAACACCCAUCUCAGGUUCUCGUGCAUCAACGGCAACGCUUUGAUCGGAGCCUCCGACAUCUUCUGCCUUCCUUCCGGUAACUGGAGCGCCCCGUUUCCGGUCUGUGAGAGUAUCGAGUGCGGGGAGGUGGGAGGUGUAUUGCCACCUCGCCUUCGUGUUCUGGUGGUUUCUAGAGAGGUUGGGGGCCGCGCUGUCUUUAGCUGCGAGCCCGGAUUUGGGCUCAGGGGCCCCCAGGAAACCGUGUGUCAACCGAACGGAGAUUGGGCCACACCGUUCCCGACGUGCGAAGAAGUUCAGUGCAACAAUCCAGGGAACCCCGAAAACGGCUACAUGCAGGGCAGCGGUCCCUUCAAGGCAGGAGACGUCGUUCAGUUUAAUUGCAACCCGGACUUUAUGAUGGAAGGACAGCCGAUUAUUGCCUGUCAAGAUAAUUCGAGAUGGUCCGGGAAAUUACCCAAAUGUGUCCAAGCUUGCUCGUACCCUGGAACCACAAUCAGUGGUAAAAUGUCGUCGGUUAAGUUCUACUACAAGAUUGGGGAGAAUAUAACGUUCACGUGUGAUGAGGGUCUGGGCCUGAAGGGCGCUGCGAUGUUGAAGUGUUUGAAGAACGGGAAAUGGUCUAACGCUAUUCCGACAUGUGUGGCCGAUAACAGUACACAAGAAAGUGAUUAAGGUGUGAUUUUUGGCAAAGAAAUUAAAAUUAAUGUGAUAUAGAUAAUAUCAUUGUUUGAAUUUUGAUUGUCAAUUUUUAUUAAAAAUCGAUGUAUUUAUUAUGGGAAAGCAUGAGGGUUCUUUUCUUUUGUGAAGACUUAAACAUCAACUCUUGGCAACUGUUAUCUCACCAGACAUAUCUGUUAAAUGUACGUAAAUUUUAUAUAGAUUUAGAGGUUUUUAUAAUUGUAAGAGUUUAAUACAGAGUUAGUUGUAAGGUCGGUGGUUAAAAUGAGAGAAGUACCACGAUUGUACGAAAGUAUCCCCACUUAUAACCUAAUCAUAUUUUAUUAGAUAGUAGAAAUAAUCGAAACAACAAUGGUAAUAGGAUACAAUACUCAGUAUAAACAUUAAUAUACAUGUAAACUAGAAGCUAUAAAACGAU